CCUAACUUGAGGGGGGCAAUUUGAGGCUUUAGCCUAGUUAUUACUACAUUAUUCUGUCAGCUUCACAAUGGAAUGUUGGUACCUGGGUGAGGGAGAAUUGAAGGCACUUGCAACUUCCGCUCAGCUGUGAUGGAGAGGCGCAAAGGCCCCAUUGAUCCUUGUUUCUUAGGUAAACAUUUGGAUGUAGAGGGCUUAGAACGAGGAUAUGCAAACACAGAAAGCUUGAGAUUUGAAGAACCUCAGUUCUUAAUGCCAAGUUUGGAAGACAAAAUGCCUUUUCUUCAAAUGUUACAAAGUGUGGAAUCCCCACCAUUUUUCCCCUUCAAAGGGCCAUGGGAUAUUAACGCUUAUAUCACUGAAACGGACACCCAGAUUCAAGCGCUAGAGCUUGAGAGUUGUGUGACUCAUGACAUAGCUGAUUUACACUCACCAGUCAAAUCUGAAACCAAAGGACUUCAGAACCCACAUUCAGAUUCCUGUCUUGAAGAUGUAAGCCCCGAGUCUAACCAAAGACAAGCCAACUCAAUAGGAUGCUUCUGCAAAGAACAAAACUCAGUCUCCUCGUUUCCAUGGACUUACCCACAAACCAUGCUCAACGAGACCCACUUUUCUAAAUCUUCUCUGGUAGUCCCCAGGGAGCGAAGAAAGCGAAAGCGAACAAGGCCAACGAAGAACAAAGAAGAAGUAGAGAAUCAGCGCAUGACCCACAUUGCCGUCGAACGUAACCGCCGUCGACAAAUGAACGACCACCUCAGCUCUCUCCGCUCUCUCAUGCCCCCCUCCUACGUUCAAAGGGGUGACCAAGCGUCGAUUAUAGGAGGUGCAAUAGACUUCGUGAGGGAACUAGAGCAGCUUCUACAGUCUCUGGAAGCGCAAAAGAGAAUGAGAAAAACAGAAGCAGCAGCGACCUCCAUGGGCAUUUCAUCGAACGGAUUGUUUACGCCGCAGGCAGAGUGUAAUUUCCCAAGGGAUGGCAGCAAUUGCGAAGAGGAAGUGAAGAGAAAAUCAGAGGCCGCGGAGAUAGAGGUGACAGCCACACGAAACCAUGUAAAUUUAAAGAUUCAGUGUGAAAGGAGGACAGGCCAGUUGCUGAGAGCUAUCGUUGCAUUGGAGGAUCUUAGGCUUAUAGUUUUGCGCCUUAACAUCACGUCUUCUGAAACUACAGUUCUUUAUUCAUUCGAUCUUAAGAGAGAAGAUAACUGUAAGCUGGAAUCAGCGGAUGAAAUAGCAGCAACAGUUGAUCAAAUAUUCAGCAUUAUCAACGGCAACUGAUUGGUCAAAUGAUACUAGCAGGCAAGAGAAGCAGUAGCUGACUCUAUAAUUCUGAGUUCCCUUUCACAGGGUAGGUGUUUAAAACAGAGAAGAAAAGCUGGAACUGGGUUUGUGGGGAUGGUAGAUGGGGAACAUAAACACAAGGCUGCUCCAUUAAUUGUCUCCAGAGGCACAAAGCUGAUACGUUUACUGCUCAAGUUUUUAUUUUUUCUUUUUAAGUUUAUUAUCUCUUGCCAGAGAUAGCUGGUAGAUUAGAAUAUGGGUGUGAUUUGGGAUGUUCCAUUGGUGGGGCUGAGAUUGCUUGGUCAAAGAGAGUGGGCCUAUAAUGCUAUGUACAAAAUAUAUAUUAUAUAUAAGGUGUGAAUUUGGGGUA
Molecule: messenger RNA, 1645 nt
Organism: Hevea brasiliensis (rubber tree)
Lineage: Eukaryota; Viridiplantae; Streptophyta; Magnoliopsida; Malpighiales; Euphorbiaceae
Product: transcription factor bHLH57
Exons: 4
Coding region: 130-1272 (380 amino acids)
Biological process (GO): regulation of transcription by RNA polymerase II
Molecular function (GO): RNA polymerase II cis-regulatory region sequence-specific DNA binding; protein dimerization activity; DNA-binding transcription factor activity, RNA polymerase II-specific
Source: RefSeq, a predicted model, not a curated record